CCUGAGGAGAUAUAAGAGAGCUGAACUGAACUGAGAGAGCAUGUGUGUGCAUUAACAGACGGACAGCAUGAUGCAGACACUGGCUCUCCUGCUGCUUCAGGCAGCAUAUGUUUUUGGAUGUGGCACACCGGCUGUCAAACCUGACACCAACAGAGUGGUGAAUGGAGAGGAUGCUCGUCCUCAUAGCUGGCCAUGGCAGAUCUCCCUGCAGGUGAAGCACGGCAGCCGUUUCCAUCACACUUGUGGAGGGACUCUGGUCGGACCUCGCUGGGUGCUGACCGCUGGACACUGCAUCUGGCCCGGUGAUGUGUACCGUGUGGUCUUGGGAGAGCACAGCAUGAGUGUGCAGGAGGGCACCGAGCAGAUCAGAGACGUUCUGCGCAUCGUUGUCCACCCUAAAUGGGACAUUGACUUUGUGGCUGAUGGAAACGAUCUCGCCCUGCUGAAACUGGAUAAGAGCCCGAUUAUGAGCGACAGUGUCGGCGUGGCUUGUCUUCCAGAGGCCGGAGAGAUCCCCGCCCAUGGGACACCAUGUUACAUCUCCGGCUGGGGCAACCUUUACACUCAUGGCCCUAUGCCUGAUAAGCUGCAGCAGGCCUUGCUGCCUGUGGUGGAGCACAGCGUGUGCAGUCGCAGCGACUGGUGGGGCAUCAACGUGAAAAGCACCAUGAUCUGCGCAGGAGGAGACAUCGUAUCUGGAUGCAAUGGCGACUCUGGAGGUCCUCUGAACUGUUUGGGUCAGGACGGUAGGUGGUACGUUCAGGGUGUAACCAGCUUCGUUUCCUCCCGUGUCUGCAAUGAAGUGAAGAAGCCCACCGUCUUCACCCGCACGUCAGCCUUCACAGAUUGGCUCAGUGAAGUCAUGUUGAAAUACUGAGGAUCUGCUGGACGCCAGUUGAUCAACUGGAAAAUAAUGAGGUCCCAAGUUACAGUCUUUAUUUCACAUCAGGGUCAGACGCAGAACAUCUGCCAUCGCUGAAAAACAUGAAAAUGUAAAAUGAUACAAUGUACAAUAAACUUUUGCGUGUGUUUUAUCAGUA
Molecule: messenger RNA, 1040 nt
Organism: Larimichthys crocea (large yellow croaker)
Lineage: Eukaryota; Metazoa; Chordata; Actinopteri; Sciaenidae
Product: chymotrypsin-like elastase family member 3B
Exons: 8
Coding region: 68-877 (269 amino acids)
Biological process (GO): proteolysis
Molecular function (GO): serine-type endopeptidase activity
Source: RefSeq, a predicted model, not a curated record